AUGUCCUUGGAAACACUAUCAAUCGGUAACGAAUUAAAGGAUUCCUAUAAACAAACUUCCAAAUGGUUAAACAAUGGUAUCAACUGGUUACAAGAUAUCAAUGAAUUUUAUCAAGAGAGAUCAGCUUUGGAAAAAGAAUACCUGACCAAACUAAAAGAAUUAACCAAGAAAUAUUUCGAUAAGAAAGCAAAAUUAUCUGCUAGUUUAUCAGUUGGUGAUGAACCAGCUAUCACUCCGGGAUCAUUGGAAAACGCUUCCUUGGUGCUUUGGACUGAUUUGUUGACACAAACUGAAGCUAUUGCUGAUGAAAAAACAACCUUAUCAAGAGAAUUCCAAACUAAAAUUGCCGAUAAUAUGACUAGUUUGAAAAUUAAAUGUGAAAGAGUAUCACAUCAAGUGGAUAUGAUUAAUGAAUAUUUGGUUCUGGAGAAACAAAAAGUAGAAGAUGAUGUUAACAAAUCCAAAAAGGCGUAUGAUGCAUUAUGUCAAAAUACCGAAUCAGCCAGAGAUAAGAACCAAAAAGCCCCAAGUGAAAAACAUCAAAGAAGAUUAGAUGAUAAACAAGUGGCUAUGAACAAUGGUAAGAAUGAGUACUUGAUCAAGAUCAGUGUGGCAAACAGACUUAAGGACAAGUAUUUUUAUCAAGAUAUACCAGAACUUUUAGAUUACAUGCAAGAAUUGAAUGAAGAUAGAGUAGCCAUAAUGAAUAAAUUAUUGAAGAAUGCAUCGAUUAUAGAACGUAAUUCUUUGGAUAGAGUCAAAGAGAAAUUACAUUUGAUUGACGAAACUAUCGAACAAAACAAACCAAAAUUGGAUGUGGCUAUGUUUAUUAAACACAAUUCUGUUGAUUGGAAAGAACCUCAAGAUUUCUAUUUUAUUCCAUGCAGUUUCUGGCAUGAUGACGAAAGUUUAGUUAUCAAGGAACCAGAAUUGACUGAAUUGAAAAAGAAACUUAGUAUUGCUUCUAAUGAGUACUACAAAUACGAACAAAGUUGUCUUGAUGUGAAACAAAAACUAGAAGAAAGUACCACUAAAAGAAAACAAGAUACUGAAGAAAUUACAUUAAAAUUUGAUGCUGGAUUGCAAGGAUCAUUGGCUAUUUUAGAUAAAUUCAUGAAGGAAGACACAAACAGAGUUAAAAAUGAAGUUGAAAUUGAGAUUAUCCAAAACUUUGCUGGUGAUAAGGAUUUAAGUUAUGUUCCACCUGUGCAGCAAAAGAAAUCAAGAUUUGGAUUCUUAACUGGUGGUGGUAGUCGUAAGAGAUCCGACUCAAAUGCAACCCUGGAUGCAUCGUCUGAAGUACAUUCCUUGAAUCAGGUUAAAACCAGUACUUCAUUGCACAGUGGUAUGUUUGAUUUACGUCGUAACAAGAGUACAAAGAGUAGUCUUGCGGACAAUGGUUCUGGAAAUGGACCUAGUGCCAGUGGAUCAAUUGAAGGUAAAGCACUUUAUGAUUAUGCUGCAACUGGAUCAGAUGAAGCAACUAUGUCUGCUGGUGAUCAAUUUAUCGUUUUAGAAGAAGAUGAUGGAUCUGGAUGGACAUUGAUUAAAGGGUACCAAGGUCAAGGUUUGGUGCCUACUUCGUAUAUUGAAAUCACCAGUCGACCUGUGGUACAACAGCAAGAACCACAGGGUAAAAAGAAAGGUCCAGCUGUUGCACCUAGACGUGGAGCUAAGAAAGUGCAACAUUUAGAAGCAUUAUAUGAUUAUAUGGCAGAUGGUGAUGAUGAAUUGACUAUCCAUGCAGGUGAUCGUAUUAUCUUGAUCCAGGAUGAUACUGAUGGUAGUGGAUGGACAGAAGGUGAACUUAACGGUCAAACUGGUGUGUUCCCUACGAGUUAUGUGAAAAAGAUCUAA
Messenger RNA from Candida tropicalis MYA-3404, 1857 nucleotides. It is a transcript of the gene BZZ1, whose product is annotated as Bzz1p. The transcript has a single exon. Gene Ontology annotation, biological process: regulation of actin filament polymerization. The record is from RefSeq and is a predicted model, not a curated record. Gene Ontology annotation, molecular function: protein binding. The coding region runs from base 1 to 1857 and encodes 618 amino acids. NCBI's taxonomy places the organism in Eukaryota, Fungi, Ascomycota, Pichiomycetes, Serinales, Debaryomycetaceae.